Acanthopagrus latus (yellowfin seabream) is the source of this 3187-nucleotide messenger RNA. RefSeq names its product aminopeptidase Ey-like. The transcript is spliced from 20 exons. The record is from RefSeq and is a predicted model, not a curated record. NCBI's taxonomy places the organism in Eukaryota, Metazoa, Chordata, Actinopteri, Spariformes, Sparidae. Gene Ontology annotation, molecular function: metalloaminopeptidase activity; peptide binding; zinc ion binding. Bases 28 to 2925 code for a protein of 965 amino acids. Gene Ontology annotation, biological process: peptide catabolic process; proteolysis. Gene Ontology annotation, cellular component: cytoplasm.
UCUGUCUUCUUUUUCUCUGGUGGAGACAUGGGGAAAGGCUUCUACAUCAGCAAAGCGUUGGGCAUAGUCUGUGUGGUCGCAGCCAUUGGUGCUGUGGCCACCAUCAUAGCUCUGUCUGUGGUAUACGCUCAGGAGAAGUCAAAGAAUGAAGAGGCUCUGCUUCCAUCCACUAGCGACCCCGGGGCCACUACUCUCCCACCCACAACGCCUUCAGCGCCAAAGGAGCCCUGGGACCACUACAGACUCCCAGACACCCUCGCUCCUCUCACCUACAACGUGACCCUGUGGCCCCGGUUGGAGCCAAACAAACACGACCUGUACAUCUUCACUGGACACUCCAAGGUGGUCUUCCGAUGUGUGAAGGAGACCGACCUCAUCCUCAUCCACUCCAACAAGCUGAACCUCACCGCCUUAGACGGGGGGUACCAUGCCACACUUACAGGCCUCGAUGGAGCCACUGCACCCGGCUUGAAAAAGACCUGGCUGGAAGUUCCCACCGAGUACCUGGUGAUCCAGCUCGACAGCCCGCUGCAGGCCGGCAGCAAGUACGAGCUAUUCACUGACUUUGUUGGAGAGCUGGCUGACGACCUGGGAGGAUUCUACAGGAGUGAAUACAUAGAAGAUGGUGUGAAAAAAGUUGUGGCCACGACUCAAAUGCAGCCAACGGACGCCAGGAAGGCCUUCCCCUGCUUCGAUGAGCCGGCCAUGAAAGCUGUCUUCUACAUAACUCUCAUUCACCCCAACAACACUGUGGCUCUGUCCAACGGCAUGAACCUCGACCCUGUUAACGUCACUAUGGACGGCCAGCAUUUACUCCAGACGAGCUUUGAACCCACAAAGAUUAUGUCAACCUACUUGCUGGCUUUCAUUGUGUGUGAUUUUGGAUUUGUUGGGACAGAACCAACUGCAGAAGUUUUGGUCAGAAUCUGGGCUCGCAAGAAGGCUAUAGAGGAGGGCCAGGGAGACUACGCACUGGAGAAGACUGGACCCAUACUGAAAUUCUUUGAGAACUACUACAAGUCUAAAUACCCGCUGAGCAAGUCAGACCAGAUUGCUCUUCCCGACUUCAGCGCUGGAGCCAUGGAGAACUGGGGCCUGAUCACCUACAGAGAAACUGCCCUCUUAUAUAAUCCUCUUGCAUCGUCCAAUGGAGAUAAGGAGUGGGUGGCAACAGUCAUCUCACAUGAGCUUGCUCAUAUGUGGUUUGGGAACUUGGUGACUACAAGGUGGUGGAACGACCUGUGGCUCAACGAGGGCUUUGCCACCUACGUCUCUUAUCUCGGAGCCGACUAUGCUGAACCAUCGUGGAAUAUGAAAGAUUUAAUAGUUCUGAAUGAGAUCGUUGGUGUGAUGGGUGUGGAUGCCUUGGCCUCCUCCCAUCCCCUGUCAUCCAAAGAAGAGGACGUGCAGAGGCCAGAGGACAUCAGUCAACUGUUUGACUCCAUCACAUACAGCAAGGGCGCUGCAGUCCUCAGGAUGCUCUCAGAGUUCAUCACUGAGAAAGUCUUUUCCGAAGGACUCGCUACAUACUUAGAGGAGUUCAAGUACAAAAACACAGUCUACACAGACCUCUGGAAGCACCUGCAAAUGGCAGUGGAUAAAAAUGGCAUAAAGCUGCCCCACUCUGUGGAGGUUAUCAUGAAUCGCUGGAUCCUACAGAUGGGCUUCCCAGUGGUCACCAUUGACACCAAGACCGGACACAUCACCCAGAAACACUUCUUGCUGGACCCAGAAUCUGUAGUGGAAACACCCUCAGAGUUCAAGUAUGAGUGGUUUGUCCCCAUGACGUGGAUUAAGACUGGUGGAGUCGAACAGCAGUACUGGCUUCUUGACAAAGAAGCUACAAACGCAGAAAUGGCACUUGGUGCUAACGACUGGUUGGUGGCCAACAUAGAUAUGAAGGGUUUCUACAGAGUCAACUAUGACUCAGAGAACUGGGAACGUCUCCUCAACAAACUGAGCACCAAACAUCAGGACAUUCCAGUGAUCAACCGAGCUCAAAUUAUCGAUGAUGCUUUUAACCUCGCUAGGGCAAAGAUGGUGAACACAACCCUGGCUCUGAGGACCACCAAGUUCCUCGAUAAAGAAAUGGAAUACAUGCCCUGGGAGACAGCCACUCGCAAUUUGAACUACUUCUUCCUCAUGUUUGAUCGCAGCGAGGUGUAUGGACCCAUGCAGGCUUACAUAAAGAAGCAGGUCACUCCUCUGUUCAACCACUUUGAAAAGCUCACUGCCAACUGGACCAAGAUCCCAGAUAAACACACCGACCAGUACAACCAAGUGAAUGCAAUCUCCUUAGCCUGCAGCACUGGGGUGGAAGGCUGUACGGAGCUGACCACAGGCUGGUUCAAAGAGUGGAUGAGCGACCCAGCUAACAACACGAUUAGUCCCAACUUGAAGACCACAGUGUACUGUAGUGCGAUUGCAGCAGGAGGAGUGGAUGAGUGGGACUUUGCCUGGUCCAUGUAUGAGAAUGCCACCAUCGCCUCAGAAGCUGAUAAGCUCAUGUAUGCUCUGUCAUGCACCAAACAGCCCUGGCUGCUCAACAGGUAUCUGGAGUACUGUCUGGACCCAACGAAGAUCCGUAAGCAGGACGCCACCUCCACCGUUGUUUCUAUUGCUGGUAACCCCAUCGGUCAGCCUCUGGCAUGGGACUUUGUCAGAGCCAACUGGGACCAUAUAGUCAAUGACUAUGGUGGAUUCUCCUUUGGAGGACUAAUUAACGGAGUGACCAAACGAUUCUCCUCAGAGUUUGAGUAUAAGCAGUUGCUGCAGUUCAAAGAAGACAAUGCAGGGUCACUGGGAACAAGCAGCGCGGCACUUGAGCAGUCACUGGAGAGAACCAAGGCCAACAUGAACUGGGUGGCCAUGAACAAGGACCAGGUGUUGGAAUGGUUCACCUCAGAAACGUCUUCUCCAGUUUAACACUCAGCAGAUUACUCUACUGACUUCUACUGACUCUACCUGAAGCCAAAUUUAUUCUUAUAAAUGUUAUGAAUGUGACAGAGCUUGUAAAGUUUUGAUUAAACCUUUUUAUGACUAUUUGAUACCAAAAUCAGGUUUUAUAUGAGGACAUGUUUUAAUAUUGUAUGUACUGUCAAUAUUUGAGAGAUUUUUUAUAGGAAUUUCACAACACAAAUGUGUGAUGUUCUAUAUCACUGUAUAUUUUUGCAUCCUCUGUGGAUGC